AUGAUGAGACCUCGUAAGGUUCGUGUUGCUACUGCCUGUGGUACCUCCAAACCCUUCGUGGCUACUCGUUCCGUCCCUCAAGGCAGCGUUCUUGCCUGCCUACUCUUCAACUUAUCCAUGGAGGUAUGCAACACCUCACUUGCGAUUGGUACGCCGUCUCUAUCGCCCAAGAUAGUUCUCCCAGACGGUAUCAUCAAGAUUAUAAACCGUCUUCUCUUUGCUGAUGAUCAGACCAUCUUAGUUCAUGGACGCAACUUGCCUAUAUGUGUCACUGAGAUGAAUAACCGUCUUAAAAGCGCUGCGUUGUGGGCAGAACGGUCCAUGAACCAGUAUGCACCAGAGAAAAGUUUCGUUGUUCCCCUUGGUAAUCGCUUGCGAGAGACCAGCAAUUCUCAGUUCACACUCCGGGAUAGCGAGAUCGAGGUUGUCUUCAACUUCUCUUACCUUGGAGUUGAUCUUUUGAGUUCUAAGAGAGUUCUCUGGGCUCCUCUACAUAGGAAAGCCAAGGCGACUGCUGCGGUUUCUGCUGCUCUACACGUGUACCGAGCUAUGGCUCCGGUUUUCAUUGUGAGACUUGCUGUGACGGUUGGAUGGAGCGCUUUACUUUAUGGUCAUGACCUUGCUUUUCCGAAGCCUAGUGCUCUUGAUACUUGCUGCAACAAUCUCCUCAAGAUCGGUCUUGGGUUGCCCACCUGGACUCCAACUGCCUUUCUGUAUCUAGCACUACACGUGCCUGUGGCCAGUGCUAUUCAUCUGAAGAGGUCCCUCAUAUCAUGGAAUACUAUUUUCCAUUGUGAUGCAAUUCACCGGUGUCUCUUGUCUAAAACAAUGGCCGACGAAUCCUCGGAUAUGUGGCGUGGGUUUAUUGCGUUUGGUAGCAAAGUCGUAUUUGCUCGAGCAGCAUUUUGA
Perkinsus marinus ATCC 50983 is the source of this 909-nucleotide messenger RNA. RefSeq lists its product as hypothetical. Bases 1 to 909 code for a protein of 302 amino acids. The transcript has a single exon. The record is from RefSeq and is a predicted model, not a curated record. Lineage: Eukaryota; Perkinsozoa; Perkinsida; Perkinsidae.